Iphiclides podalirius (scarce swallowtail) is the source of this 408-nucleotide messenger RNA. Lineage: Eukaryota; Metazoa; Arthropoda; Insecta; Lepidoptera; Papilionidae. The record is from the annotation of a GenBank genome assembly.
AUGCCCCCGGGACUAGUGUUCCCAAAACGCGAUCUUGUAAUAAUAGUUGAAACGUUCCGUCUGUUGCAUCGAUUUCAUCACGCAUCCAAAUCGCUCGUCUUUGGCGCGCGGAGUGUAAAUAAAGAAAAGCAAGAGAAGAAACUCGCCGCCGAUUUAGGGCCAAGAAAACUGGCCGCCGAGACGGGUAGCGGUCCGCGGAAAAUGGCCGACGGCGGAAAAAAGCGCGCCGCGCGACCGCCUCGAGCGAUUCGGAGUAGAGCGAAGUGGGUCGGCUCGGUCGGCCGCCCUCGGCGGCGCUCGGGUGCCUUCGUCAGCGUUCGGCGAUCGGCGCGCGCGCUCACAGCUACGAGGCGUCUCCACGGCAGCAGUCGCGUCCCAAAUCAAGGGAACCCGCCUCCGGCCAUCGAA